AUCACUAAAAUUUUAACAAAUAUUAUGUUAUGAACUUAUAAUCUAUGUUACCCUAACUCUUCAAAAUCGCUGAUGGAUGAGUCUUGGAUUCUCUGAAAAAAGUAGCGCAUGCUUGGACGAUCGUUAUUGAAGAGUUUGAGCAACAUAGUCUAUAAUUGAAAAUGUGCAAUGGAUGUGGCGAUGAAAACAUAAAUGCUGAAUACGUCAAAUUUAAAUUUUGAAUCCACCUCUUGUUGUUGUUGUCGUAAUUCGGUUCACUUUUUUUGUAGUUGAAGCAACCAAGAAUUUUACUUUUGUCAAAAACAGAAAACAAAAUGGUAGAGGGAGCAAUAAGAAAAGCAUAUAAAACAAAAUUUACAAAAUGUUGGAAUGCAAUAUGGAGAACUUCUUAUAUUAUAAAGUUGGCUUUAUCAGCUGGUAUUGGAGGAUUUCUUUUCAGUUAUGAUACCGGUGUUAUUUCUGGCGUGCUUCUUUACAUAAGGAAAUAUUUUAAAGAAUCUGAUAAGAAGAUGUGGCUGUGAGAAACUAUUGUUAGUAUAGUUGCUGCUGGUGCAAUCUUUGAUGCUACUACUGGUUGUUGGCUUAAUGACACGUUUGGAAGGAAACUUUCGAUUCUCAUAGCUAAUGUUCUCUUCUUUACUGGUGAACUCAUUAUGGCUAUUGCACUGGUUCCUUGGGUGAUUAUUAUUGGAAUGAUAUUUUUUGGUUUGGGAGUUGGAAUGGCUUCAAUGACAACUCUGCUUUAUAUAUUAGAAUCCUCGCCUCAUAAGAUCAGAGGUGCCCUUGUCAACAUGAAUGGCUUACUCAUUACUGGAGGACAAUUCCUUUUGUAUCUAAUCAAUCUUUCCUUGGCUGAUGUGAAAGAAAUGUGGGUUUGGAUGCGCAUUACUGGACUUCCAUCAGUUAUUCAACUUAGACUUAUGCUUGUCCUACCUGAGUCUUUAAGAUGGCUUUACAGAAAGGGGAAACUGGAUGAAUCGAGCGAUAUCUCAGUGAAAAUUUAUCCAGCAAAGGAAGUAGAGAAUGAGGUGAUAGCUAUGAAGAAGUCGGUUGAAGAAGAAAAGGAACUUGCAGGUAGCAUUGUGAGUAGCACAUUCACUCAAAUCAAGAAAGCAUUUGGGAACUCAACAUGUAGAAGAGCACUAUAUGCCAGUAUUGGUGUUCAAGUGGCUCAACAAUUCGUCGGUAUCAACACUGUCAUGUACUACAGUCCAACUAUCAUGCAAUUUUCUGGAUUUGUAUCUAAUAAGACCGUUGUAGCACUAUCAUUUAUCACCUCUGAUCUCAACGUGGUUAGAUCCAUAGUCAGUAUGGCAUUUAUCCAUAGAUAUGGAAGUAGGAGACUCAUGAUCAUCUGCUAG
Messenger RNA from Capsicum annuum, 1361 nucleotides. Its product is annotated as inositol transporter 4. Gene Ontology annotation, molecular function: myo-inositol:proton symporter activity. Lineage: Eukaryota; Viridiplantae; Streptophyta; Magnoliopsida; Solanales; Solanaceae. Gene Ontology annotation, cellular component: membrane. Gene Ontology annotation, biological process: transmembrane transport. The record is from RefSeq and is a predicted model, not a curated record.